CGUAAGGAGAAAAUAGGGCAGAGAGAGGAGAACGAUCCGAUGCUCUGUUCUGGUCUUCCAGCAAAAAAAAAAAGCAGUUUAUCACAAGGAGAUGCGAUGCCAUCUGAGAAGUUAAAAUCUCGCGAAGGUUUUAAGACGUCUUUUUGGACUCGACGGUUUUCUUGGUGAAACCUUUCAAUCCCGCUUUUUCCACUCCACAAACAGUCAGAACUCGCUGUUUGCAUUCAACAUUUAAUUCAUUUCGAUUUUGAAAGACUUAAAUUUAAUUGGUUCGCACACAUUUUGGAUUUUCAACUUGUAUUGAUUGCAUCCGCGUCGACUUUUUAAACGCCAAACUGCUCGCCUGCUGGAGCGGAUCGGACAGCGGCAGCCGGCUGCGGAGAGGAGCUGUCCGGUGCUGAAUCCUGCAGGAAACUGCGCUGGAAAUGUUUGCUGAGUAAGACGUCAGAACUCUACAACAUAAAGCAAACUAACAGGAGAAGAGGGACACUUUGAUGAAACAAAAAAUAACCCAGGACACGAUUUAUAUUUUUAUUUUAGAUCUAUUAGAGAUCCACAGGUCUUCCAGAGCCAAGUUUUGACUAAUAGACUGUCUUCAGAAGAAACACUUCGUUUGACCUUUAAAGACCAUGUCUCUACAUUUUAACUCGACGAUUUAGCAAACCAAACGAUUAAAUUGUUUGUGAAACAUCCGCUGAUUCCCAUCACUGGGUUCAGACUUGAGAGGAUUAGGAAAGGCGUGUGUUAAUCGUAUGAGCGCAGGAGCUGUGACUGUCCCACCAUGCCUCGAUCUUUCUUAGUGAAGAAAGUCAAACUGGAUGACUUCUCGGCUGCUGAACUGGAGAGCUCCUACAGUCACACCCGAAGAGAGGAGCUCAGUCUGCGAUUCCAUAAUCAUGACAAAGGUUACGUCAGGGAUUAUCUAAGUCCACAUUCCUACGAUGACGUUGUGGGAAGUGAUUCAUCAGUCAUCUCUAAAGUGCCCUCUCCGAGCGACUCAUCAAUCAUCUAUGGCCACAUUAACAACACCUAUUCAGGUAUCCAUGGGGACAUCCAUGGCGACUCAGACCAGCCGGACAGUCCGAGGUCUGAGGUCUCGUCCUCAGCAGGCGGGUACAUUAAUGGAGAUGCAGCCGUGAGCGAAGGAUACACAGUCGAUGCGUUUUUCAUCAUGGAUGGACGAUCGCGAAGAAAAGCCACGGCAAACCCGAGAGGGGCCACCCAGAGGCACACAUGCAGCGAAUGUGGCAAAACCUAUGCCACGUCCUCCAACCUGAGCCGGCACAAGCAAACUCACAGAAGCAUUGAUAGCAAGAUGGCCAAGAAGUGCCCCACGUGUGGGAAGGUGUACGUCUCCAUGCCUGCCAUGGCCAUGCACCUGCUCACCCACGACCUCAAGCACAAGUGCGACGUGUGCGGGAAAGCGUUCAGCCGGCCAUGGCUGCUGCAGGGUCACAUGCGCUCGCACACCGGAGAGAAGCCGUUCGGAUGCGCGCAUUGUGGGAAAGCCUUUGCAGACCGUUCAAACCUGCGAGCCCACAUGCAGACUCACUCAGCCUUCAAGCAUUACAAGUGCAAGCGGUGCAACAAGACCUUUGCACUCAAGAGUUACCUGAACAAGCACUAUGAGUCUGCGUGCUUUAAGGGGGCGUUUUCCCCACUGAGCUCACUGAGUGAAUAAGAAACUCAGAAAGCACAUCUAGGGUUUAUUUAUUUAUCUUACAUUCAAUUUUUUUAUGCUUUACCCCAAAAGAUAAACCAACCUGAGUGCAACAAAGGAGAAGUUUUUUUUCUCUCUUUUUACAAACCUCUCAGUUAUUCUUAUUUGAUGGUUUAUUGAAAAGUUUGAAAGAACUUGAUAUGAUUUAUUCUCCAAUGAGGUCCUGUGAAGUUAAAUAAAGCACAGCACAUCUACUGCAUCAUAUUUUGAAGAAACCGAGAUCUAUUUAUGUCCAUAUCAAUCCACGUCAAAUGUUUUUCUACCAAUGAAAAAAUGACACAAAAGCACAAUUGCCUCUCCAUGUCUCUGUCUUUCCUCAGAGUUUAUGUGAUCAAGCACAGAAUCUAAUCUCUUGCAGAGUUUCAUCAAAACAAAUUAUUUUAAGCUUGUUUAGACACAAAGAUUUAUAAUCUGAGGAUACUUCUUGUGUCGUGUUUUCAGUAAGGUUGACUCUGAGCUGAACUUAUAAAAAAUUACAAAGGAAUCAGUAAAAGAAUCAGCGUCCAGCUUUUUACAAUAAAAAAAAUUAUAAACCGGUACAUCUCAUUAAAUUAGAAGUGAAACUCAUAUAUUAUAAAUACAUUCAUGAAACAUAGAGGGACAUGUUUAUAGCAUUUAUUUUUGUUAAUUUAAAUGAUUAUAGCUUAAAGCUACUGAAAAACCAAAAUUCAGUUACUCAAAUAUUUUUAAUGCAGGCUUGUAGGUGAUGGCCUUUACAAUCGUGGGAAGGAUUGCUGACUUCAUAAUUGUCCAGCAGACAAUCACUGGCAUCCUCCACAUAGAGAAUAAGCCAGAAAAAGUCAUUGCAAAAGAAGCUGACUGUCCUCAGAAUGUUGUUGACAAGGUAUGGACUGCAGCUUGAGUCUGUACUUUAAGACCCAACCCUCACAGACGUAUCAAGGACAUGGGGUCAUCAAAAUAAACAGAAAUAAGCAUUUGAAAUUCACUAUAUUGCCAAAAAUAUUUGCUCAUCCAUCCAAAUCAUUGAGUUCAGGUGUUCCAAUCACUUCCAUGGCCAAUGGUGUAUGAAAUUAAGCACCUAGUCAUGCAGACUGCUUCUACAAACAUCUGAGAAUGCACAGGAACAUCUAGUGUGUUACCCUGAUAGGAUGCCAUGAAAUUUCCUCAGUACAAAAUAUUCCACUGUCAACGGUUAGUGAAAGCAAUUGGGAAAAAUAGAAACUCAGCCACAAUAGGUAGGUUACAUAAAAGUGGAUGCUGAGAAGCUUUCUGUGUAGAGGUAGAAAACUUUCUGCAGAGUCAAUAGCUAUAGACCUCCAAACUCCAUGUGGCCUUCAGUUUAGCUAAAGAACAGUGCAUAGAGAGCUUCAUAGGAUGGGUUUGCAUAGCUGAGCAGCUUCACCCAAGCCUUGAUGUAAAGCAUGCCACUACUGGACUAUAGAACAGUGGAGACAUGUUCUCUGGAGUGAUAAAUCAUGUUUCUCUGUGUGUCAAUCCAAAGAACCAGUCUGGGUUUGGCAGCCUGCCUGCAUCGUAUUAAGUGUAAAGUUUGACACAGAAGGGAUGAAUAGGCUCAGCCCCUCAGUUCCAGGGAAAGGAAUUCUUAAUGCUUUAGCAUUCCAAGAUAUUUCAGACAAUUUCAUGUCCCCAUCUUUGUGGGGAAAGUUUGUGGAUGAACUCCUACCUGUUCCAACAUGACUGCACACCAGUGCACAAAACAAGGUCCAUAAAAGCAUGGAUGUUUAAGGUUUGAUGUGGAGGAACUUGACUGGUCUGACUUUAACACCUUUGAGAUGGAUUAGAAUAGAGACUGCAAACUAGGCCUUCUUCUCCAUCAUCAGUGUCUGAGCCCACAAAUGCAGUUCUGAAAGAAUGUCCCAGAAUUCCCAUAAACACACUGUGAAACCUUGUCAAAACCCUACUAAGAAGAAUUGAAGCUGUUAUAGCUGCAAAGAGUUGGCUGACAUCAAUUUGAACUUUCUGGAUUUAGAACAAGAAGUCACUCUAGGUAAUAUGUGUGAAGACAGAUGAGCAAACCUUAUGACAAAACAGUGUCCAUUGCUCUGUGUGUAAUGAAUCUAAAUAAUAUAUGAGUUUCACUUUUCAAAUUGAAUUGCUAGAAACAAAUAUUUAUUCCAUUAAUGAAAUUAGAAUAUCAAUAAUAUUCCAAUGUUUUGAGAUGCACCUGUAUUCAACACUAAUCUACACUUACAUUCUACCAUGCCUGUAUCCGUGGUGAAUUGUUAAACCCCAAUGAACUGUGAAAAACAAGUUAGAGUGACUUUCCCUUAAAAUGAAUUGAAAAUACAGAAAUUAGAGGAAAAUGAUGGUUGUUUUUUUCUUUCAAUCACAUUUGGCUUACCCUUGAUAGUAAAUUGACCUUCCAGUUAAAUAUUAAUCACACGAGAACACCUACUAAACCAUCAAGUCACUCCAAACAGUGUUUUCAUACUGCCUGAAUCUAAUAUUUGUUUCCAUUUAAUUAUUUAUUUUUCAUUAUUCAAAAGAAAUAUAGACAUUAAAAAUGUCUGUCGUUCCCUUAAUAAGGUUAAACCUUUUUCAGUGUUAUAAAAUAGUCAAGUUGGAGCAACCCAGUUUAAGCCUUGUUUUGUUGGGUCUAUGUUUAUUGCAUUAUUUAUUUAUUUUGUAUUAUUUUGCACUUUAUUGCAGUAUUUUUGCCUUUGUUACAAAUAUGCCAAAGCAUUUGACACUUUCCAAACUCUGAGUACCUUUUUUAUGUUUGCCACUUUAAGUAUCCAAAACCUUUGCAUGCAAAAAAAUGUCUGAAUAACAGAAACUAUGCCAAUUUUAUGAAGCUUUUUUUUAAAUAUUUUGACAGACUUCUUAGAUAAUGGGCAAAUUAAUCAAAUUAUCUGUCAUGGGCAAUAUUCCUUUCACAUCCGACAGAGCAAUAAUGCAUGAUAAGUUCAGAGAAGCGUGAGUCAUAACUGCUUGUAAUUUGUUUUAAAGGUUCAACUACUUGUAUUCUACAUAGUUGCAAGAAAUGAAAUUUCAGGGAGUUAGUAAACACAGUGUUGAAUAAUGGAUGGGUUGGGAUGAGAGCUCUAAAUUUACAGGAACUGUGUUUCUGUCGUGACUCCUUGGAGCUUUUUUUAAAAACUUUUUUCUGAUUGGGAACUGUUUGAAUAUUUACAGUGAGACCUAAGCAGAGAGCCCUUUUGUAAUAUUUAAUUUCUGUUACAAAGUCUGCUUUCAAAAUGAUAUCAUAGCAUUACUAGCUUAUUGAUGACAUUUAUGUUAUUUCAAGUUAUUAGGUGCUGCUAGGGUUUCUAGGAUUCACACAAAUGAACUAGCUCCUUUAUUUAGAGAGCUCUGGGUUGGGUUGGGCCGGGUGUUUUUGUACAUGGUUUAUGCACUGCCUGCCUUGUAUUAUUAUUCUAAAAUAUUGUAGAAAGUAGAGGGUAGUUCUCUGGUGCUGAAACAUGAAUGAACUUGAACUUUCCCACAUUGUAUCAGGUUACAACCACUAUUUCAAUGAAUGUUUGAGGGAUUUUAUGUGAUAGACCAACAAAAAGUACUGCAUUGUUGUGAAGUGGAAGGAACUCAAUACAUAUGCAUUUGUAAUUAAACUUCCAGGGGUCAGUGCUUUGUAGAAUCACCUUUUGCCUAAACAAAGCUGCCUUUUGGGGCAUGUCUAUACCACCUUUGGACAUCUAGAGGCUGAAAUUUCUGAACCCUUUUUUUUGCAAAAAUAGCUGAAGCUAAGUCAUACUGGACAAAGAGCAUAUACAAACAGCAAUUUUCAAGGAUUACCAAUUUUCAAGGAUUACCACAGGUUCAUAUUUUGUUUUGGUUGGACUUUGAUUUCACCAUUCUAAUAUGGGUAUGUGAAUUAAUCUAAACUAUUUUAUUGCUGUAUGUUUAGGGUUGUUUUUCUGCUGGAAGUAGAACUUCAGCCCAGUCUUAAGUCUUUUGCCGCCACUAAUGAAGUUACUUAUAGGAUUGCCCUGUUUUAAGCUCCACCCAUCUUCCCACUUGAACCAUAUUCCUUUCUCUGCUGAAGAAAAUCAUCCCCAUAGUAUGUUGCAACCACUAUGUUUAACAGUGGCUAAUAUUUUUGUUGGAAUGAUAUGCAGUCUUUGUCUUAUGCUGCACAUAUUAAUUAGCAUGUAGGCUCAAAAAGUGCAAUUUAGUCUCAUUUGAGCAGAUUACUUUCUUUUAUAUGUUUGCUGUGUCCCCUACGUGGCUUGCAGAAAACUGCAAUCAGGAGUUCUUGAGGUAUUCUUUGAACUUUCUUACAUAAAGGAAAGAGUUGUGGAGUACGAGACUAAUAAUAAUUCUGUCCACAGAUUCUCUCACCAGAGCUGUGGAUCUCUGCAGCUCUUCCAGAGUUACCAUGGGCCUCUUGGCUGCUUCUCUGAUUAAAAGUCUCCAUAGGUCAGUCAGUUUAGGUGGCUGACCAUAUAUUGGUAGGUUUGGGGAUGUACCAACCUAUUUCUAUGUUUGCAUGAUAGAUUGAAUGAACUGUGAGAUAUUAAUUUAUAACCUAACCCUGCCUUAAAUGUCUCCACAACCUUCUCCCUGACCUGUGUGCUGUGUCCCUUGGUCUUCAUGAUGCUGUUUGUUCUCUAAUAUUCUCUGACAAACCUCAGAAGCCUUCACAGAACAGUUGCAUUUAUAUUGAUAUUAAAUUACAAACAGGUUUAUUCAGUUUACUACUCAGGCACCAUAAGACUAUUGGUUGUACUGGAUUUUAUUUAAGGGUAUCAGAAUUAAGAAGGUGAUGGACUGGCGACCUGUCCAGGGUGUACCCCGCCUCUCACCCAUAGACUGCUGGAGAUAGGCACCAGCUUCCCUGCGACCCACUAUGGAAGAAGUGGUAGAAAAUGACUGACUGACUGAUUGAGAAUUUGGAAGGGUGAAUACAAAUGCAUACCAUGUGUAUCAAAUUAGUAAAACUAUUUCAAACCAUAAAUAACUUUCCUUCCACUUCAAUUAUCUUCCAAUUAUCGACCACUUAAUGUUUUUCUAUUACAUAAAAUCCCAAUAAAAUACAUUAAAGUUUGAUGCUGUAAUGUGACAAAAUGUAGAAAGGUUCAAGGGGUUUGAACACUUUUGCAAGGCACUGUAUUAACAAAGAACAGCUUUGCAAUAGUUUUGGUGCUGAAUGGGGGUUCCUGACACUUUGAACAGAUUUAAGAUUGGACUUUUUUUCAAAUAUAAAAGUUAAAGGGUGUGACUCUGUAGACGGCAAUAUGGUGUUGUCAGUUUGCUAAUGUGACUCUGUUUAAAUAUAACAACAGAGAGUGUACACAUGAUCAAUAUUUCAGCACCAGAGAGAAUCUCUGAACACUUAGAUUCUACUAUGAAUUACUGUAGCCUACUAUAGCCGCAAGGUAGUUAAACUAUUCUUAUAUAAAAGCACUUCCUCUUACAAAUUAUAUCUCACAACUCUUUUUCAGUCAGAGAUAGUAGCACAUGGAAAGAGUUUAGAUUCAGGUAGAAAAAGCCUUGUAUGUAGAAAUAAGAACCUUCUUCUCCUUUUUCUAUUGUGAUGAAGAAAAUGUAAAGACAACAAAAAUGCUGACAACACACAGGCUGUACUGUCCUUCAGUAACACAAGUAAAUAUUCAACAAAAAAGUGACACUUCCAGUAUGCAGAAUGCUGUGCCAUUUUUGAAAAUAUUUCUGAAACCAUCUACUCAACACCUUUUUUUAAGAGCAAAAAAGAAUGCAUCUAUUUUGCAGCUAAAGGCCUUGUACAAAUGAACUAAAGUGAUUUUGGAGUUGGACUAUUUCUACAGUUAGGAUGAUAAUGAAGAUGAUGAUGACUAUUUUUACUGAAGCUUCCUGUUAUGAGUUCUUCCUCCGAGGUUUGUUUGGACCUCCAGUCGAGUUGGUGACGAUGUAAAGCACAAUGAAAACACUCACAAUUGGUUUCACUUCCUAAAUAAAGGCUACUUUAAAGAA
Girardinichthys multiradiatus is the source of this 7612-nucleotide messenger RNA. Its product is annotated as transcriptional repressor scratch 1-like. The record is from RefSeq and is a predicted model, not a curated record. Gene Ontology annotation, molecular function: RNA polymerase II cis-regulatory region sequence-specific DNA binding; DNA-binding transcription factor activity, RNA polymerase II-specific. The coding region runs from base 782 to 1681 and encodes 299 amino acids. The transcript has 2 exons. Gene Ontology annotation, biological process: regulation of DNA-templated transcription. Lineage: Eukaryota; Metazoa; Chordata; Actinopteri; Cyprinodontiformes; Goodeidae.